CNACUGCCUGCUAAAGAUGACAAGCCUAAAAAUGGAGAAAUAGCUGGGGCCAAAGUGUGGAAUUUAAAAAGCAGGAAGGCGUACGGGAUCUCCCUGUCAUUGUAUGACCAGAACCCUGUCAGCGGGAAAAUGUCAGGAGACCCAAUAGCAGAUGCCUUUGCUCUGUGUGCCCGCAGAAACAACGCCAUCCUGAUUGUUGCUGAUGGCGUCAACUGGGGAGAGAAAUCUCGUAUGGCGGCACGUGCUGCCAUCUAUGGUGCCAUGAAGUUCCUUAACCAGAAAUUGUUUGCUGAGAAGCGGACACUGGAAACAACUCAGGAUGCUAUAAAAUUACUUCGCCAGUCACUGGACAUUGCCCAUGAGACCAUAAUGCUGAAGGAAGGUGGUUUGACUACAUUGUGUGUGGCUCUGGUCUGUCCACUUCAGGACACCAACCAGUACACGAUCUGUGUUGUCAAUGUUGGAGAUAGCUUUGCCUUUAUUAUGAGCAAACGCUGGGGGUUACGGGAAAUCACUGUCGGAUCUCACGACAUCCAAUCAGAGCGUGAUCUCAGAGACGCGGGCGGGGCAUUGGGUCCCGUAGAUGGGAAGAACCCAGAGCUUAACAACCUGACCUGCUCCAUGACCUUUGUUGACCCUGGAGAUGUGGUGUUCCUGACAACAGACGGAAUCUCAGACAACUUUGACCCGGUUGUGACUAAAAUAGCUCAGGCAGCAAUUUCUCCCACUGUAGCGAGCCCCUCAGAGAAAAAUGACUCAAAUAUUGCUGAAACGGGAAACAAAGAGAUUUGUAACUCAAAACCUGCUGUAGAUCCAACAAAACCAGAAAUGUAUCCCCACGAGAGGCAUCACUAUUCUGUGAAGGAAAUGGAGAGGACAAUUCACGAGUACGAACUGCUCACGGAGGCACCAUGCUCUGCACAGGAAUUGUGUGGAGCAAUCGUACAGCACGUGUGCGUGCUCACAGACCCCAAACGUAAGGUGCUGGAGGAUCCCACGUUAUUCAUCAAAAGGAAAAUGAAAGCAAAAGACAAGAAGAAAAGAGAUGCAGAAAUUGUUGCCAAAAUGGCGCGGGCUCCAGGCAAGCUGGACCAUGCCAGUAUAGUGGCGUAUGAAGUGGGUGUGUACAGGGGGGAGGACGAGGAAAACACGGACUAUGGGGGUGUGGCAACCAGUCAGGGAAGCAAUAGGGGGGACACACUGGAAGAACCCCCUCCAAGUCCGAGACUUUACGAAUCUACAGUGUAAAUCAUCUUAGUACUUUGAAAUUUAUGUUAUGUGUAUAUGUGUAUAAUUCUUUUUAUAUACUGAAGCUGUCACUUCGUGUAACUUAACGUAUUUAAUCUAAUAGUGGAAGAUAUGAUAUUUUCUUGUUGUAAUCGGUAGACCAGUUUCUUGCCCGGUAACUGUUAGUCUUGUCAGUCAAAGUGUCACCAAGGAGACCCCAAUGGCCGCAGCAACUACACACUGAAUUUCAACUAAAAUUGAUUUAUUCUAUUUUUCCAAGUUCCAUUAGUUUGUGUAUGAAAUCUUGACAUAAUUAUUUUGGAUUUGCAUCUAAAAGUUGGUCUUAUUAUUAAGUGAACUAAAAUGCCCGAAGACACAAAGUACUAGAAGUGAAGUGUCUGAAACCUGUGGGUAAAUGCUGCAACUUUGACUUAUUGUAUGCAUUCAGUGAAAUGGUCUGAAAAGAUCUCAAGAGAUAGAAAGUCUCAUCUCUGGCCAAUUUCCAAACAC
Messenger RNA from Lingula anatina, 1737 nucleotides. RefSeq names its product PP2C-like domain-containing protein CG9801. Lineage: Eukaryota; Metazoa; Brachiopoda; Lingulata; Lingulida; Lingulidae. The record is from RefSeq and is a predicted model, not a curated record.